Messenger RNA from Cheilinus undulatus (humphead wrasse), 1376 nucleotides. It is a transcript of the gene orai1b, whose product is annotated as ORAI calcium release-activated calcium modulator 1b. Lineage: Eukaryota; Metazoa; Chordata; Actinopteri; Labriformes; Labridae. Gene Ontology annotation, biological process: store-operated calcium entry. The record is from RefSeq and is a predicted model, not a curated record. Gene Ontology annotation, cellular component: membrane. The transcript has 2 exons. Gene Ontology annotation, molecular function: store-operated calcium channel activity. Bases 195 to 866 code for a protein of 223 amino acids.
GUGCAGGCAGGCAGCACAACACGCCGGAGACUGGUGGUGAAAAAUAGCUUCCGCAGUUCCGUCAGCUGGCGAGGUUAAAUGUUUUUAAGUGCAUACUGUUAGUAUGUUGAACGUUUCUUUUAGUCGUGUUCCGUUACAGUAAAAAGGUAACUACGUCAGCGCAGCUCGUGCGGUCUUUUGAUAAGAGGAGCAACAUGAGUCUUAACGAGCAUUCACUUCAAGCUCUAUCCUGGAGAAAGCUGUACCUGAGUCGAGCUAAACUAAAGGCUUCUAGCCGAACAUCAGCUCUCCUUUCUGGAUUUGCAAUGGUGGCCAUGGUAGAAGUGCAGCUGGACAACAGUUAUCCAUACCCACCUGCUCUCCUCAUUGCCUUCAGUGCCUGCACCACUGUGCUUGUUGCCGUUCACCUGUUUGCUCUCAUGGUCAGCACCUGCAUUUUGCCCAACAUAGAAGCUGUCAGCAAUGUCCACAACCUUAACUCAGUGAAGGAGUCCCCACAUGAACGAAUGCAUCGGCACAUUGAACUGGCUUGGGCUUUUUCCACAGUUAUUGGCACUUUGCUUUUCCUGGCUGAGGUUGUUCUCCUCUGCUGGGUCAAAUUUUUGCCUGUGAAGCCCAACAAGUCCAGUAACAGCACAGUUUCAUCUGGUGUGGCUGCUGCUAUUACAUCCACCUCCAUCAUGGUCCCCUUUGGCUUAGUCUUCAUUGUAUUUGCUGUGCAUUUUUAUCGCUCCUUGGUCAGCCACAAGACGGACAGACAGUUUCAGGAGCUAGAGGAGCUAUCUAAUCUCACUAGGCUACAAAACGAACUGGACAACAGAGGAGAAUCUUCUAUGUUGCAGUCUCCAAGUUCAGAUUUCCCAUAGGAAUCAAGUUUGAUAGACCUGAGGUGGAACUCCUUUGGAUUUCUCUGAGCUAGAAGCUGCAUUGUUGGCUUCUAAUUUUUUACAGGAAUGAAGAUGUCACUUCUUUGUUGUGAAUUUUUUGUGUAAAGAGUUGUAUUUUUAGAACACGUUUGAUCAACUGUGAACUCACAAAUGUGCCAUAAUGCAUGUAACUUGAAAUUGAGAAGUCUUACCUGUGAUAGCGGCUUGAUUUAAUUGACUACAUUAUGGCAGAAAAAGAAACAUCUGAACAAUAACUAGGAAUCCUGUCUGUUGCCUGCUGCGUUUAUUUACCUGUUCACGAGUGAACAGUGCUUUUGUUGAUAUAUAUAACCUGUUUGUGUUUUGUAAACCACAAGUAUUUAACCCCUUUUUAUUUAAUGUAUACUUGAUUUACUGUAAUUUUCACUGUUUUCAUGAAUGUAAUGCCUGCCAUUUGAAUAGACUGACUGCCAAAACAACAGUAUUAUUAUUAAAGAUUACAUACUGACA